Porites evermanni is the source of this 402-nucleotide messenger RNA. NCBI's taxonomy places the organism in Eukaryota, Metazoa, Cnidaria, Anthozoa, Scleractinia, Poritidae. The record is from the annotation of a GenBank genome assembly.
AUGCAACACGCCGUUCUUGGCACUGCCAUGGACCAGUGCAUUGUAGGGUCAUUUCUUGCGCUCCUACCACCUUACGAGAAGGACUGUUUAAGUAGAGCGCUCAAUUGUGUAGGGCCGUUUCCAAGAGAAGAAAUUAUUGACUUGCUAGAUGAUCACAACUUGCGCCAGUUACCCACUGCAGACAACAUAAGAUCCAUCCUUAUUUUCGUGGGAACUGCCGAGUUUGUGAUGAAGCCCUUCAUAUCUUUGAAGAGCUUGCGCCAAGGAAUGGGUGAUCUGUGGUCAAACGUGAGCAAAGAAGAAAUUGCGUCACUGUACGAAAUGUCCAGACCAACAGCAGCCCGCAUCAUGGCUAAUUUGGCAUUAACUCCAGAAAACGCUAAAGAGGCACAAAUUUUUUGA